This is a messenger RNA of Nomia melanderi (Alkali bee), 957 nucleotides long. The record is from RefSeq and is a predicted model, not a curated record. NCBI's taxonomy places the organism in Eukaryota, Metazoa, Arthropoda, Insecta, Hymenoptera, Halictidae.
UCUUAAAUAUUUCUAACGAAAUACUUCCGAGUGCAAAGGGUUAAAAAGCUAAAGAGUUCGAAGGGAAUAGAGAUUUUAGCAACAAAUAGCAGCAGGUUUCCUGCUCGCUAGGUCCACCACUGUCCGCACAAGAGGAAACCGGUCAGUCAGUGCCCGACGAGGAAGAACGAAUAUUCACCCGGCUCUUCGCGAUUUUCCUCAAACGAUUCGGAGUCAGGGCCCAGUGAAGAUCGAGUCAGUAAAGUGAAUUUCCUCGGAAGAGACACGUCGAUUCAUUAAAAACUGGCGGUUUCCGGUAUCAAUCGAGUGCAACAUGCUUCGAAACCAAAGAAGAGUCUCGCAGAUCCUAAAAUGCAUGAUUGCCUGCGGACUGAUCGUUCUGAUCCUAAAAUUCACCGUUCUCCGCGUCGUUGAAGAGCAGGCGAUGCCCAAAUUCGAAGAACUUAGCAAACUGAUGAUGAAGGCCGAGACCGACAAUUUUAAGCGGAGGUUGAUGGUAAUGGACGUCUGUCGAAAGUACAACCUAGGGACCUACGAGGAGACCGAUAGACCUGCGAGUUUCAAGCAUCCACCUGCACCGCAGUAUUCGGUCUUUUAUAUAACCAGAUCGCAUAAUCUAUCAUACUGUCCGAUUUACAAAGCCGGCAGCACGACGUGGAUUUACAAUUUGUGCCUUCUGAUGGACGUGCCGGAGGAGCAGCUGAACAACGGGAGGGAGCAGAUAUCGGUGGUCGCGAGAAGAGCGAUACCGGAACUGGAGUAUCCGGAGGCGGAUGAGGUGAGGAUCGACGGAUCUUUCGUUGAGAACGAUGCGUGGGCGUGUCGGGGUUGCUGAGAGUCUGCGGAAGCGAAAGAAAAUUAUGUAAAAGGAACGGAGAGAUUGUGAAGAGACGAGGAAGGAAAGGAGAUGAAAAGAAAGUAAAAGAGAAGAUAAAAUAAAGUAGGAGAGAAUAAAAG